This is a messenger RNA of Stomoxys calcitrans (stable fly), 759 nucleotides long. It is a transcript of the gene awd, whose product is annotated as nucleoside diphosphate kinase. The transcript has 2 exons. The record is from RefSeq and is a predicted model, not a curated record. NCBI's taxonomy places the organism in Eukaryota, Metazoa, Arthropoda, Insecta, Diptera, Muscidae. The coding region runs from base 70 to 576 and encodes 168 amino acids. Gene Ontology annotation, biological process: CTP biosynthetic process; UTP biosynthetic process; GTP biosynthetic process. Gene Ontology annotation, molecular function: nucleoside diphosphate kinase activity.
UCAUUAUUAAUUACCGGCGACGUCCCUAGCGGCAGAGAAAGAAGCAGCACGCUAAAAAAAUUAUUGUUCAUGAUCGCAUCUGUGCUAGCAUUCUUUUCUUUGAUUUCAAGCGCAAUGGCUGGCAACACGGAACGUACUUUCAUCAUGGUUAAGCCCGAUGGUGUCCAACGUGGACUCGUUGGCAAAAUCAUCGAACGUUUCGAACAAAAGGGCUUCAAAUUGGUUGCCAUGAAAUUCAUGUGGGCAUCCAAGGAAUUGUUGGAGAAACACUAUGCCGAUUUGUCCGCUCGCCCCUUCUUCCCCGGUUUGGUCAACUACAUGAACUCUGGUCCUGUGGUUCCCAUGGUGUGGGAGGGCUUAAACGUUGUCAAGACCGGCCGUCAAAUGUUGGGUGCCACUAACCCCGCCGACUCUAUGCCCGGCACCAUUCGUGGUGACUACUGCAUUCAAGUUGGUCGCAACAUUAUCCACGGUUCCGAUGCUGUUGAAUCUGCCAACAAGGAAAUUGCCUUGUGGUUCAAUGAGAAUGAACUUGUUAACUGGAAACCAGCUGCCGUUGAUUGGGUUUAUGAAUAAACUCAAAAAAAAAAAAAAAAAAAAUAUGCAGUAAAACACAUAUACAUUCAUCGCUGCUGGCGUGUUGGGUAUUAACAACGAAAAACAACAGUAGCAAGCAUUUCGUGUCUAGUUUAUAAGAGGAAAGAAAAGAUAUGAUAUGAAAAAAUUCCAUAACAAGUUAAAAUAAAGAAGUUAAAGAGA